CAUGGUCCAGUGGGACACUUUAUAGUCCUGAGAGGUGCACUCUGGAGCACUGGCAGCUGUCCUUCAUGACAACACAAGCCACAUACGGCCUCCUCAUCACCAACAUGACUUUGGUGUGCGUCCUCAUGUGGACUGUCCUCUGCUGCUGCUUCACAGAGUCCAGAGGACAGGUGACAGUGAGUCAGGCUGGAGCAGUGAGGGCCGCCCUGGGGGACACCGUCAACAUACGCUGUACUGUCAGUCCAGCUGUGGCUUAUACAGCUGACUUAGACUGGUACCAACAGAGAGAUGGAGAGCCUCCUAAAGCUCUUAUAUAUGAUACGUCUAAUCGAGCCUCAGGUGUCCCCAGUCGUUUUUCAGGCAGUGGAUCUAAAUCUGCCGUGACUCUGACCAUCAGUGGAGUUCAGCCUGAAGACUUUGCUGUGUAUUACUGUACAAGUGUUCACAACAUCAACAGUCAAAUAGUGUUCACGUUCGGUGGAGGAACCAGACUGGAGCUCAACUUGGGGCGAGUGGAGCCCAGCCUCUGGGUGCUGCCCCCCUCCAGAGAGGAGCUGGCCCAGGGGAAGGCCACCCUCGUGUGCCUGGCCAACAAGGGCUUCCCGUCAGACUGGAGCGUGUCCUGGAAGGUGUCCGGUGGCGGUGCGGGCGGGGAGCAGAGCCGGAGCCCCGCGGUGCCGCAAAAGGACGGCCACUACAGCUGGAGCAGCAGCCUGACGCUCCCCGCACAGCAGUGGAGGGAGGGGGGCGUGGCUGUGAGCUGUGAGGCCAGCCAGGGCUCCCAGAGUCCAGUGUCCCACACACUGAGCACACUGCAGUGUUCCCACCACUGACACAGUCACUGGGAUCAGCCUGCAGAGCGCCCUCUGCUGUCAGCUCACGCCUCUACAGCUACAGCUCCACUUCACUUACUGCAGCACAGCACACAGGCCUCUGUCCCAACUGGAGCUUCUGCUCCAAAUAAAGAGCUGUGCAUCAAAAGCA
Molecule: messenger RNA, 984 nt
Organism: Boleophthalmus pectinirostris (great blue-spotted mudskipper)
Lineage: Eukaryota; Metazoa; Chordata; Actinopteri; Gobiiformes; Gobiidae
Product: immunoglobulin kappa light chain-like
Exons: 4
Coding region: 66-833 (255 amino acids)
Biological process (GO): immune response; immunoglobulin production
Source: RefSeq, a predicted model, not a curated record